AGUUCUGCGAACAUGCGCAGAAUAUACAUAGAGGCACGGUAUGUUCAGAUAGGGAGAUGGCGUGUGUAAUUUUCUAAUUUUUAAUUAUCAGUUUUUUCCGCGAAAUGUGUCUUUAGUUUCGACAAUUAUGCAAGUAGGUUUUAGCUUUAGAAGAAGUUUUCAUUCUAGUUGAUUUUAAGUGAUGUGUACCCUUACCCUCACAUUGCAUUCUCCCGCGGGUGCUGAACCUGUUUCAUACACUUGGCCUUUGACUUCAGGACGAGGAAAUGAUAAACAUGAUGGUGCACUUGAAAUUGUCGAAACAAUACGUUGGGUUUGCGAAGAUCUGCCACAACUUAAACUGCCAUUGGAAAAUAAUAUAUUAUGUGACUAUGACACCAGGGACUAUGAGAGUAUGAAAAACCUAUGUGACCGUUUCAAUAAAGCAAUCGAUAGUCUAGUUGCAUUGGAGAAGGGUACAUCACUGCCAGCUCAAAGACUUACGUAUCCUUCCCGUGGGUUAUUACGUCAUAUUCUUCAGCAAACAUACAAUGCUGCCGUUACAGAUCCAGAAAAACUGAAUCAAUAUGAACCAUUCUCACCAGAAGUCUAUGGUGAAACUUCCUAUGAUUUAGUUUGCCAAAUGAUCGAUCAAAUUGAAAUAACUCCAGAUGAUGUGUUCAUUGACUUGGGUUCGGGUGUGGGGCAAGUUGUCCUUCAGAUGGCAGCUGCAACCCCUUGCAAAAUUUGCUUUGGUGUUGAGAGAGCAGAAGUUCCUAGCCGCUAUGCGGACUCUAUGAAUAAAAACUUCAGGGCCUGGAUGAGGUGGUAUGGGAAGAAGUAUGGUGAAUACAAGUUGAUCAGGGGUGAUUUUUUGACUGAAGAGCAUCGUGAGAAAAUAAAUCAAGCCAGCAUUGUGUUCGUGAAUAACUUCGCCUUUGGACCUACUGUGGAUCAUCAACUCAAAGAGAGAUUUGCCGAUCUGAAAGAUGGGGCCCGCAUUGUGUCAUCUAAAAGCUUCUGCCCUUUGAAUUUCCGUAUAACGGAUAGGAAUCUUAGUGAUAUCGGUACAAUUAUGCAUGUAUCGGAAAUGACACCCAUGAAAGGUUCCGUUUCAUGGACCGGCAAACCAGUGUCCUAUUAUUUGCAUGUUAUCGAUAGAACUAAACUGGAACGUUAUUUUCAACGUCUCAAGAAGCCCCAGUUGAAGAAUGGCGAGGAUGAGAAUUCAAAUAGCAGGAGUUCAAGGGAUCGCUCAAGGAGGGAUUUAACAAAACAACUACCUCCAGAUUCGUCGUCAGAUUCUGAUUUCGACGAUCAAGACAGUAAUUAUGGACCUACUACGCGUAAAGCCUGGUCUGAUUACUAUUCCAAUAAAGGCAAGAGCAGUCAAUCUGAAGAUGAUAGCAAGAGCCAAACAAAAAGACAGCCUAAGAAGUUGAGGAGGAAAGCAUCUAGAACUAACAAUAAUAAAACCUUACAAGAAAAACAAAAUGUUCAACAGAAGGCCGUUUCAAAGCCACGUCGUGGAAGAAUGAAGAAAGCUAAAACCAAGAAAGCUUUGAAGAUCAAUGGAUUGGAUCUCUUGCACAGCCAAACCUUACUCAGUACCUCUCCUCAAGCAUCAGGUAAAAAACUUCCUCCUGCUCCAGGAUGUGUUGAUCAACAGCUGACUGCAUUGAGUUCAGAACUUGUUCAUAAUGAACUAGAUAUUCCUCCUGAACCAGAAAACACCCCCUACAGUCUUCAAAUUCUACUUGAUAUGUUCAGACGUCAAUAUGCUUCAAUGAUGAACCAAAUGAAGCAGCCUAGUUACAGGAAAUCGAUAGAAGUGGAUAUUAAACGAGAGGAAGAUAUCAACCAGAAGUUGCAAAAUAGGGCGGCCCAAUUGGAGAAGCAAAUAAAAGUUUUAAUUGACGACAGUGUUGCAUUAUUGAAGGCUAGAAUGAAUGAACUGGGAAUAAAUGCUACUUCUCCUGUGGAUCUCCUUGCUAAGGCUAAAGAAAUUGUAUGUCGACACAAAGAACUGCAAGCUAAAGCUAGCAAACUGCAGGUUCAGGUUGCAAAUUUGGAACAUGAACAAGGCCAUCAUGUGGCGCUGAGGCAGCAAGAAAUAGCGAAGAAAUAUUCGGGACAAGAAGUAGUUACUCAUGAUUUGUCUCCAAACGUUGCCCAUGAAUAUAUACUUCGAGAGAUAUCAGCAACAUUAGCACAUCGGAAAAAGCUGCAUAACCAAGUUUCCAAACUAGAAGGGGACAUUGUUAACCUAGAGAAAUCAGCUGAAGAUAGGAAGCAAGCGCAAAUAUUAGCUGUAAGACAACAACCUCUUCCUCUGAAAAUCUCAAGAAAAUCUAGGGAUUACAGGACUCGUUCCCAAGAUUGGCCAGAUGUUCCGGAUAUUGCCAAAAUCGAAGAACAAAAUCCCGAAAUAUUGGCACAAAAGAUUUUAGAAACUGGUCGCAAAAUUGAAGCCAGCAAAAUGUCUACAAAUAAGGUGGUUCAUGUUAUAAAUAAUGGUCGAUCAGCUUUGUGCAACAACAGGGGUGUAUUGAGGAAUAAUAUGCCAGCUCCAACGCAUGCGUCCAAGAGGUUAAAAACAACCCACAACGUUGCUUCUGCAUCUAAUUCCAAUAAUAAGCCACAUUACAAGAAUAACGAGCCAUUAAAGAUUCAAAACUUCGAGGAUCGUCUGAAGAGCAUCAUUACUUCAGUUUUGAACGAAGACCAUCCAACAAGAACAACCAAAGCACAAACCCCUUUGCCUCAACAAAGUUAUCCUUCUUCAGUAUUUACUUCUGCCCAGUCCAACUAUGCUUCACAUCAUUACAACGGUUAUUCAAACAUUUGUGUCCCCCCCAAACAGGAAGAUACCAUCAAAUAUAAUAGUAACACUAUAAAAACCACAAUGAGACCGGCAAAUGAAGAUCAUCGUUCUUAUUCUCACCAGGAAGCCUUGAUUAUGGAUUGUUAUAAGGAGGAUCCUCCCAAACGUUCACCCCAAGUUGCCAAACCCGCAAAUAACGAACAGCCUGAUUACACACAAGUGUCACCUGCAAAGCUGGCUUUGAGGAGGCAUCUGUCACAAGAGAAACUGCAGGCUCAACAUCAGACAUUUGCACAACCUGAAACAAUGAUGGCUAACAGAACGAUAGGUGAUUUGAUGUCUAGUGAAAUUGAGCGAACUUUGGAGAUCUCAAAUCAGUCCAUUAUCAAUGCUGCUGUAGAUAUGAGUGAUAUUCAAGGGACGACUACCUUAACUUCUAGGUCGGUUGUGAAUGUCAAUCUGCCUCCGAGACCUGAACGAGUUAAUGUGAAAGCCCCCAAUAAUGAGGUUAAUCAAACCAAAGAUUCAGAGCCUAUGAGACAGGUGUACAGUCCUAUUUCAAGACCUUCGUCUACUGAAGGCUUAGAGGGGCUGGCUUAUGUCCAUUCCUACAAUAAAGUUAAUAGCACUCUUAAUAUUCAAAAUUAUAGUGCAACCCAGCAAUCUACAUCGCCAAGACCAGUGCAAUAUUCACCAAGAACAACAGUGUUAUAUCCUCCUCCGAACCAAUCCAGAUCAAACUCUACAAUUUAUUCUUCAGAUUACACACCUGUAACUAGAGCAGAAUUGAAGCCAUACAACGAACCUUAUUUCAAUGAUUUAAAACCACCACUGAGUAUGGAAAAUGAAAAUACUUUUGUAGCUGAAGGUUUGGCUGCAAGUUUGCAAGCGAGGGUAUUAAAUGGGUCACAAAUUAAAGAAGAGUCUGAUCUAUAUGAAAGGAGAAACUUUACCUCUUCUGUACCUCUGUAUCAAGAAAAUGCUCCAAACAAUUGUCAGUACAAACGGGAGUCUCCUCUUAUCCAGAAUCAUGUCAGAAGUAUUCCCAAGCGAGUUGAAUAUAAAGAACCCCAAACUGUCAAGGAAACGCCGUCUGAAGUUCGCCCUAAUGUUGUUCCCUUAUCAACUGAACAAUCGACAGAAAGAAGAAAAUGCUCAGAUGAAGUGUACUUCCACUUUUCAAAAAGUGAAGGGAUAUAUGCGGAUGUUGAAAUAGAAGAAGAAGCCGAAGAAUCGAAAUGGCAAGAUAGAAUCAGUUCCGGCUUUGACCGUUUGGUAGCUUUUGCGUCAACGGAACUGGAUAAACGGAGACGAUCGACUGAGGGUAGUGACAGUUGCAACACAUCCCCAGAUUCUGGUAUCGGACACAGCGGUGAUAUCACCACUGUUGUUCAACCAGCUCCAACUAAGCAAGUUAUUAAGAUGAACACGAACCCAAAACCAACAUUAUUCAAAAUGCCUAUAAGUAAAGCAUAUCAUUUAGAAAGUCCACCUAUUGGCGACAGUAACUCUGAGGAAAUUGGCCCUCCCAGAACACCAUCUCCAUCUUCACCUCCUAAUGUGCCAAUGUCGUUCAGUCCUGAACAAAGUUACGUAGCAGAGAAUAAGGUGGCGCGUUUAAACCCAGCGUUGUUGAAAUAUCAACGCCAUACGGAAGACAGGAAGAACAGGCACGAUCAGCACUACAAGAAGAAGUUCUACUAUAGAGAACAGUGGAGACAUGAAUGGCAGAGAAGUUCGGAACCUAUCAAAGAUAAAUUCCGUCCAAAAGGAAAAGAUUGGGACUGGAACAGAGAUCAAAAUAACUAUCAUCUAGACGACUGGCAUAACGAUUCAUAUUCAUGGCGUCAUUGAUGUUGCUUUACGAACAAAGUACUGGAAUGAAAAUAGACAAGGGGAUUACUAAAAAAUACAAAUAAGAAUUUUUAUAGUUUUCCAAACCACCACGCUCAAAGUGUUCAUGGUAAGGUACAAAGGUUAAAUUUCAAAUCCUGUGUGAAACUGUUUAAUAUUGGGAUACUGAAAUACCAAUGAUUUCACUUGAAUUUUUCAUGCUUCACACUAACAACUCAAUAUGAUACACCCUAUAUGGUAUGGUGGCCGUUAUGUGAUAAAAAUCCUUGUUGUUAUUCAUCAUUUGUCUUUAUGAGACGGAAGAUAACAUUGUUUUUUCUUUGUUUGUGGUCUCGAAAAUUAACCAAACCUUUUCUGACAUAAUGUACCACACUGUUGUCAUAUAUUUUAUUUAUAAUUUAUUUUACCAUGGAAUUUAUUGAAGUUUUGAAUGCUUUUGCAUUAUUGCGUUAUUUAUUUAUUUAUAAAAGUUAUUUCAUUGUCACAAUAUCAGUGCUCCAAUUGAAAUUAUAAUUCUGAAUAAAUUUCAGUAUCUCUUUUUUAAUGUGUGAUUGAAUUGUUCUUUUUAAUUUUUGUUCCAAGUUUCACACAAGAACUUGAAGUUUGUUUUUAUGUAGUUCAGGUCAGAACUAGUGAUGUAGCUAAAACACAUGAAAUCCAACAAAAAUAUAAUGGGCAUUUAAAAAAAAAUAAUUGUAAAGCUUUCACACAGGACAUUUUUGGAUUUUAUGAUAUAUCUAGUAAUAUAUUACAGCUUUGAGAUGAAGUAAACUCAGAAUUAAUCUCCUGAAGUUAUUCCAUCUUGUGGAUGAAAUUUUACCUGAUGCAUAAUAAAUGUCUUCUGUUGAAAGUUAUUCAUAUAAAAAUUGGCGUUUUGAAUGGAAUGUUUUACUUUAUUAGUUAGAAUUAAUGUAGAAAGCCACGUCAUCUUCCUAAACAUACUCUAACCUCUUUUUGAUUUAACAUUCUAUUCAAAACGAUUUCCAAUUGGGUCACUUCCUGCUGUAAAUUGUGUAUAUAUAUGAAAAACAAAACGAGUCUUAAACAGGAUUCUGUUUCUAAUCAAUGACAAUGAUUUAGAAAUAAGUUCAGUUAGGGCUAUAUUAACUUAUCAAUUGUAAAUUUGAAAAGGAUCAAUCUUUUGUAAUUGGGAAUUUAUGUAUAGUAAUUGAAAUUAAUUAAGUAAUUCGCCAAAAAUUUCUGUUUAUUAUGCAAUCAUUUUUGACAAUUCCAAUCCAAAGUUACGAUGUAUGAAUAUUGAACACUGCCCUCAAGGAAUCUCAUUAUAUACGUUUAACUUAUUUUACUUUUAUAGGAAAUUAUUUAUUUCUAUACCACUGCAAAACUAAAUUGAGCUAGUAUUAACUUAAGUGUAAAUAUGGACUUUCAUUUUUCAAGUACAAUUAAUUUAUGAAUACUAAGAUGUAAAAAUUAGAACAUUUCCUGGACUGUGUUAAUAAUGUAUGUAAUUGUCAUUGGACUAUUUUUAUUUAACCUGUACUCGGGUUUGGUUUUAUCUAUUGAUUCUUAUACAAGUUGGAUCCAACUUUGAAUUUUUCUGUCAUGAAUUAUUGCUUGACAUGAAUUGAAAUUUCUACAUUCAGAGCAGUGAUCAAUAACUUUUUAAAUUUAUGAAGAAAUGUGGGAGGUACAGUCUGAAACUUCUCUGUUAAUUCUCCAAUUUGAAGGCGGAAAACUUGUAGUGUUUGGAGAAAGUUUUAUAUUUUAAAUCAAUUAUUGUUUAUAGCCCUUUCAUUAUACACAAUUUUUUUUAUUUUCAUUUUAGUAUCAUUCUUUUUGUGUUGAAAAAUCUCUUCAUUUGUUUCUCUUUUGUUUGAUAGAUAAUGUUAUGUGCAAAAGGUUGCAACACUGUUUUAUUUGGACUAAUAAUUCAGACUUUGAAUGUGAAUGAAAGAAGUCAUCAUCUAGAAAUAGAUAAUUUAACACUUUAGUGAAAUUUGGUAGGUAAACUGGGCCACAUUUUUAAGUGAAAUUCAAAGCUUAAAAUUGGGGUUGUAAAUUGAGUGAUAAUAUUGUACAAUAUUUUAAUUUAGUAUCUUCCAACAUUUUUAUUAUAAUUGUCUUUUAUAGUACAAUCGGGGUAACCAAAGUAUUGAUAUGUUCAACUGCAAAAUUUCAGAAAAUUUGAAGCUGGACUCACUUAUAUUAUGUAGUUCAUCCACCCUUUUAGGUAUAUUUAUAUUUAAGAAUAGAAUUGUUAGUUGAUUACUAAUUUUGAUGUGGAUGAAAUUGAGCAUGAUUUAAUUGAAAUCUAAUAUAAGUAUACAGAUAACUGCCAAUACUUGAUUAAAAACUUACAUGUA
Molecule: messenger RNA, 6981 nt
Organism: Harmonia axyridis
Lineage: Eukaryota; Metazoa; Arthropoda; Insecta; Coleoptera; Coccinellidae
Gene: gpp
Product: histone-lysine N-methyltransferase, H3 lysine-79 specific
Exons: 8
Coding region: 182-4657 (1491 amino acids)
Biological process (GO): regulation of transcription regulatory region DNA binding; DNA damage checkpoint signaling; DNA repair
Cellular component (GO): nucleus
Molecular function (GO): histone H3K79 methyltransferase activity
Source: RefSeq, a predicted model, not a curated record